Harpia harpyja (harpy eagle) is the source of this 7053-nucleotide messenger RNA. It is a transcript of the gene BUD13, whose product is annotated as BUD13 homolog. The transcript is spliced from 12 exons. The record is from RefSeq and is a predicted model, not a curated record. Gene Ontology annotation, molecular function: RNA binding. The coding region runs from base 52 to 2472 and encodes 806 amino acids. NCBI's taxonomy places the organism in Eukaryota, Metazoa, Chordata, Aves, Accipitriformes, Accipitridae. Gene Ontology annotation, biological process: mRNA splicing, via spliceosome. Gene Ontology annotation, cellular component: U2-type spliceosomal complex; RES complex.
CCGCCGCCGCGUGUCCCUCCGCGCGCGCCAUCCCUUCCGGCUGGCGGUAAGAUGGCGGCGCCGGGGCUUUCCAAGGCCGAGUACCUGCGGCGCUACUUGAGCGGGCCGGCCGCCGCAGAAGCCGCCCAGCCCCGCCGCCGCCGCAAGAAGAAGCCGCCGGGCGGCGCCGGCAGAGGCGGGAUGCGGAUCGUGGACGACGAUGUCAGCUGGAAUAGCAUCGCCGCUGUCCAGGAGGAGGAGGAGGAGGACGAAGGGGACAUGCCCGUGGUGGCAGAAUUUAUUGAUGAGCGUCCAGAUGAAGUGAAGCUCAUGGAGGAAUUCCGAACAAAUACGAAAUGGAAACUUUUAGGCGACCAGAACGAAGACUCACAAAGUUCAGAUAUUUCAGUACCUGCCAAAUCUACCGCGAGGAGACUGCGGCAUGACUCCCCGGACAAAUCGCCUCCAGGGCAACAGCGCCACGACUCCCCAGAUCUGUCCCCUCCCAGGCGAGAGAGAAACAAUUCCGCCAACCUCUUGCCUCCCAGGCGACAGCGCCACGAGUCCCCAGACCUCUCGCCACCAAGAAGGAAGCGCCAUGACUCCCCAGACCUGUCACCCCCGAGAAGGAAGCACAAUGGCUCCCCGGACAAAUCUCCCCCAAGACGGAAGCGUCACGACUCCCCGGACCUGUCACCUCCCAGGCGACAGCGUCACAGCUCCCUGGACAAAUCUCCCCCAAGACGGAAGCGUCACGACUCCCCAGACCUGUCACCUCCCAGACGGAAGCGUCACGACUCCCCAGACCUGUCACCUCCCAGGCGACAGCGUCACGACUCCCCGGACCUGUCACCUCCCAGGCGACAGCGUCACGACUCCCCGGACAAAUCUCCCCCAAGACGGAAGCGUCACGGCUCCCCGGACCUGUCACCUCCCAGGCGACAGCGUCACGGCUCCCCGGACCUGUCACCUCCCAGGCGACAGCGUCACGGCUCCCCGGACCUGUCACCUCCCAGGCGACAGCGUCACGGCUCCCCGGACCUGUCACCUCCCAGGCGACAGCGUCACGGCUCCCCGGACCUGUCACCUCCCAGGCGACAGCGUCACGGCUCCCCGGACAAAUCUCCCCCAAGACGGAAGCGUCACGACUCCCCGGACCUGUCACCUCCCAGGCGACAGCGUCACGACUCCCCGGACCUGUCACCUCCCAGGCGACAGCGUCACGACUCCCCGGACCUGUCACCUCCCAGGCGACAGCGUCACGACUCCCCGGACCUGUCACCUCCCAGGCGACAGCGUCACGACUCCCCGGACCUUUCUCCAAAGAGAGUCAGUUCAGCAAUGGGGAACAAGGGCUGCAAAACCACAGACAAGUCACAGUCAGUGGGAGUCCAAGGAGGGCAAUCUCAGCUCAGGCAUGGUGUCUCUGACAAGUCCUCGUCACGUCAGAAGCGUCUGGCUACUCCAGAUCUAUCCCCUCCACGGAAGAAGAGGUACAAUUCUGACCCAGAUUUGCCACCGCCUCGGAGAAAGAGGACUGGGUCACCUAGUCUGAAGAAGCAGAGCCGAACAAAACGUGCUUCUCCAGCCACAAAAAAGCUUAGGCAGGAGCCCUCGCCUCAGAGGUGCCCAAGGCAUGACUCUGAGUCUCCAUCUCCGCGGAGGGCUACCCAGAACGCCUCCGAUGCAGACCACAGGCUAGGCCAUGUACGCAGUGAUUCCCCUAAGCGUGGUCCUCUCAAACAGAAUCAGAGCAAAUCUUCAGACUCUGAUUUAUCUCCUCCACGACGGACUCUGCUAGCCAGCAAGGAUCAGCGCAGUUCGAGGAGUCCCCCUGACCUCUCACCUCGUCGCCACCGUGAUGCUAAGGGAUCUCCCAAGAAGGCAAACGUGAUGUUAUCUGGGGUCAAAGCUGGCUUGGUGUCAGCUGAUGUGCUGCGGAGGGAACAGCAGGAGCUCAGGAGGCAUGAGAGAAAUAACAAGCACUUGGAAGAGGAAUCCCGACACUCCGAGACCGUCUUCCGAGACAAGUCAGGCCGCAAGAGGGACCUUGUGCAGGAGCGGCUGGAGCAGAGGCAGAAAGCUGAAGCAAAGUCUGAGAGAGACGAGCAAUAUGCCAAAUGGGGAAAAGGGCUAGCACAGGGGAGGCAACAGCAGCAGAACGUGGAAGAUGCUAUAAAAGAGAUGCAGAAGCCAUUGGCUCGUUAUAUUGAUGACCAGGAUCUGGAUCGAAUGCUGCGGGAACAAGAGAGAGAAGGAGACCCCAUGGCUGACUUCAUCAAAAAAAGGAAGGCCAAAGAGAACAAAGAAAAGAAAGAAAAACCUAGGUACAAUGGACCAGCACCUCCACUCAACCGAUUUAAUAUAUGGCCCGGGCAUCGCUGGGAUGGUGUGGACAGGUCCAAUGGAUUCGAGCAGCAGCGCUUUGCCAGGAUCGCCAACAAGAAGGCAGUUCAGGAGCUCGCAUACAAGUGGAGCGUUGAGGACAUGUAGGCAAGAUGAAGAACCGUGCAAAGCAGUGCUCCAGAGGUUCAGCUACUGCCAGAGCUGUGCGGAAUGGCUCACUCUGCCUGGGCCAAGCCCUAUCCUCAGCGUUCAGUAUCCCAGCGGACCAUCCUCUGAGAGGCAAGGCUGAAUUUAGAGGAGAGCUGCCAAAAGAGGAUUUUUCCGGCAGCCAGAGAGGACGAGUGCAGAGAACUGCAGCGGUGUUAUUCGGAGCAGGGCAGUGGCUGAGUGUGGCGGACAGGUGCGGUGGCUGCUGCCUGCCAGACUACCUCAGCUCUCUGGCGCUCUCCCAUAAGGUGCUGCAGACAUUGGUUUCUGGUCCCUUUAUUUGUCUUCUAACAAACUGUAGAAAUGAUACGCUUGAUUGUUUUUAUGACAAAUGCUUUGUCCUCUGAGGGCGGUUCAUAAGUCUUCAGCUGUCCUAAAUCUCAGGUUUUUCUUCAUGGUGAAAGUAUACUGAACGCUUGGUCCCUACUCAUCCAGUAGGUCAGUCUGUUCCAGAACUCCGUUGCAGUUUCAGUUGUGCUCGAGUUGUGCCAGGGAGCAACUAUACUCUAAAACUACUUAGUACUGUGAGCUGGUUCACGUCUGGGCUGACGUCAGAUCUGCCCCACGUCCUUCCCAGUGCACCCAAAAGGCUUCUGUUAAGUUAGUGUAGUUAUCAGGCCCUCUAGAGUUCACGGAGUCACUGACUUGCAGUGAAGUCAGUAAAGCUCAGCUUCUCCUAGCCCUGUCUGAGUAGGAAGCUGCUUGCUGUGUAGCCCUCUGGCUCCUACGAGAGGUUCAGAGACAAACCCGCAAUGCUGCAUUCAGCAGCAAAAUCUUCAGGAGCCCCUGCAACUCUUUGGGGGUCAAUUUCUUAUGGAAAUAAACAUAUGGAGGGUGUUCAAAUUGCUUCCUCUGACUGUUAUUUCAGACCUCCCCAGACUUCACACCAGACAGUAGUGCUGAUAGCUUGGUGCUUCCCUCGUGCUGCUGCCUGGGGGCUAGCUUCAGUGUGAAGCGUAACCCCUCUCUUGUGGUCAGAUUUGUCAGGCUUGGAGGCGGAGGCCAGGCAGAGAGCUUCCUUAAUCCCUGCUUGUGAGAAAGCACUUCUGGAAAUAAAUACAGUUGUUCCUGUCUACAUCCCAGGGAGUGUGUCUUAAAUGCAGCCAGCAGUUUCCAUGGAGAUGCCUUGUCUUCAGUAGUGGUCAGGGGGCCAGACAUCAGAACUGCUCUGUGCGGUGAUUCUCGAGCACUAGGAGGGCUGUGGGUGCGAAGCGCAGGGACGAAGUCUUCUCUAGAGUGGGAGAGUCUCGGGACUUCCCUGUUUUUUUAUUCACUGUGUUACGUUUCUAGCAGUCCUGUAAUCUGUGUGUACACUUGUAAAUAACAGCUUUCUUUUUUUACUUGAUUUUGUGUGGUGGUGUUUUGUCCAAGGCAGGGAAAAGGAGGGUAAAUAAUUGUCAGCCUGCCGGUGAAAGAACUGAAUAUAAUGUCUGCUGCGGCCACCGCUGUCUGCGGCUACCUCUGCCAAACAAAUUGUGCUUUGCUAACGUCUUUAUCAAAGUCUGCUGGGAACUAUCCAGGCUGAAAGUGGGAACUUACUGGACCCUAGCUGCGCUGACAGUCCCGCCUGCAUUUAGGGGUAGUCGGUUAAGCUUCACCUUCACCGCAUCCUUUGGGGACAGAUACCCUCCUGUUGCUGCUUGCAAGUGCAUAAACCGUGGACUGCUGCUCACAGCCAGUGACUGAGGCCAGGAGAGGAAUGGAGAACGAGGCACCGCUUGUAGAUCUUGUGGGAGAGAGCUGUGGUUUUUUUUACUGUAACAGCCAAAUUGAGGAAAACCACCCUUGAGCAGGGCUCACUUCUUUUGUGGGCACAGAGGCAGUGUCAGGAAGGCUUUGCUUGCAUGGGCCCUGUUGCAGUGGGUCGGGCAGGAGAUGGUUUGGGAGUGCGAGGCAAUUGUGUAAGGCAGCAGUGAGAGUUCAGAGCUGCUUGCUGCAGCAUACUGAAAACCUGCUCUUCAGUCCUGCAUAUUUUCCAGUUGUACUUUCCCCUUCUAUCACUAAGGUCCUAUUUUUUUUCUUUUUUUUUUUUUUUACUGUAACUUGAGGCAGCCGCAGCCUUUGGAGUUACAUUUGACAGACACUCAUUUUUGCUCUCGCUUAUCGGAGUGCUUCUGGAGACAUAAAAAGACAACUGUGGAAUUACUGAAUUCACCUUAGUGUGAAGGAUUGUUGCCCUGGUUAGAUGCUUGUGCCUUCCUGCCCACCCUGCUUGGGUGAGAGUGUGCUUCCCUUACAGAGCAACAGAAGAUGGCAGCUGGCUAGCUCAUGUGACAGUUGGGACUAUAAGCUGCUACUUAGGAAGGCAAAGCCAUUUUAAUGCUGGUACUAAUACAAAAUUAUUUUAGUACCUGAAAACAGCAUAAACUUCUGCUCUUGCAACUUACUUUGAAGGCUGCAGUUUAAGAUUUUAGGUAGAGGUACUACCAUAGGGACCUCAUAUCAGUGCUCAUUACAAUGCUGAAUUUAUACAAUGCAUCUAUUACUUGUUUGUUACCAGAUAUUUUCUUCUUAAGGUAUGUAUAUCUGUGCACAGUAGGAGUACGGGAGAGCUUAGAUGAUGCAGUUUUAACAUGCAUCUUUCUAUAUUGUUGCCUUGGUGCAAAUCAGCAAAUAUUAGGAUGGCUGAUCUAGAUGUAAUUGGACUAAUAAAAUGUGGGAUCUAAAAAGGCACUUAAGCUUUAGAGGGCACAGGAGAGCUGCCUCUUUCCCUCUGCUGAUGGAUCAAGCCUGUCUGCCAAGACGCUGGGAGCAGCAUUAGCCCGAGAAGGACCUGCAGAUGUGUUGGUGCCUUGCCUAGAGCCUGGUGAUGCCACCAUGCUCGAGGUGCUGCCACUGCAGCUCCCCGCAGAGCUCUGGCUGCGGCUGCUGGGGAAACCAGGGUCUCGCUGGGGUUGGUACAUGCUGCAGGGGGUGCAGGCUCCCCAGCUUGGCUUGCAAACCAAGCUGUUUGAGGGAGCACAAGCACUUGAUGAGUGGUUUAAGUGCCAGCUGCCUGUGAGCCAGAGAGCCUGGUCCUGCCCUGGAGCAGGCAGUCUGGCAGUGGUGGCAGCUUGGUUUGGAGGAAGAGAGGACAGUAGGACGUGGCUCUAAGGGAACAUUAAGAUGGGACAGUACAGAAGUGCGAAUGCUUUUCCCCUGUAGCUCUCAGUGGCUACAACGGAGCAGCCAGCAUGCACCAUUUGUAAAUACAGAGCAGUGCUGCUUGUGUCUCUUGUGAAAGAGGCCGGGACCUGGCUUGUAGGAUGUUCACUUCAAGUGCGACUCCUUGGCUACUAUUCUGCAAAGCACAUCCAAGUUUGGCGGUGAGAGGUGUGAAGCUGCCUGCAACUUGCUGAAGGCUCGCACAUCAGGGGAGAGAGCAAGAGGGUGGUAAGGAUGGGCGCUGUUGUUGCCUGAUCAGAAAGUAACUCCCAAAACACACGAAGUACGUUUAGAGAGGAGACAUUGCUUUAUUCUGCACAGGGUGCAAGGUGGAAGAUUGCCACAAAUCAGGCACGCCUCCUGAGGUUUUCAGUUGAUACUUAUACACUGCAGUUAAAACACCACGCCUAUCUAAUACAUAUGUUCUGCCUAACUAUUGCAUAUUCAUUAUGUUGAGCAAGCAUGACCUGUUGUUCUCUUGAGCAGUCAUCCUAGAGUCUUCUACGCCUGCGCGGGGGUCUCUGGUGGUCUUCGGGGAUCUUGGGUGGUCGUUUGGGGAAGAAUACCCCUACUCCUUUUGUUUCUCUUGCCAACCCCUUGUUGCGGAAGGAGGAUGUAUGUCCUUAAUUAACAAGUCUGUGACUCUGAAAUGUCUGUUAUCUGGUGCCUUGACUAUUAUCCAAACACUCCUUAAGCAUCCUCUAUUGUAAGCAGAAUCUUAAAGUAGAUAAGCUUUACCUUGAGUACACAUAAUCUAAACAGUCCUUGAAUAGCAAGCCUACCACACUUCUCAUGUUUUAGGUUUUUUUUUCCUUUAAGCUAUCACCACCUCCUUAUUUGUUAAUCAGCCUUUUGAAGGCCUGAGGCAAAGCUGUCUCCCUUUGCCUGGCCUCGGUAGCCAUACAGGUGUUAGGAGGCCGUGUGGUGCCUGAGGAACAGAGGGGUGCCCCCACUCUGCCCAGGCCUGAGCACGCAUGGCAGGGGUGCCCAGCGCAGGGCAUCUCAGGGCUGCGCUCUGUCCCCCCUGGGCACAGACAAGGUCAGAGUAUAGCCUGGGGUCUGAGCAAGCACCUGUUCCUCGCACCCUCCCCAGUCCCGUCCCCAUGCACGUGUGCUGGCUGGGGAGCAGGCAGGUGGGUUUGUCCCAGUACACUUGGUCUGCGUCCCCCAUUGCUGCGGCUCUCCUCUCUCAGACGUGGCCGCGUCCGAGUGGUUCUGGCAGCAGAGCAAUUGGAAAAUGCUGCCGGAUCCUCUGGGAUGAGAGGGGCGAGGGAGAUAAAGCGAGUGACGCCGGGAAGCGGAUGUCUUUAUUAGUGUUUCUGAAAGGGCAGCAGCCCCGGUCUUGGCAUCGAGCGGCAGCUUUGAUUAGCUUUACCC